AUGGGACCUCUUCCAUCUUCCUGCGGGAACACCUACAUUUUCACCUGCAUUGACCGUUACACCAAGUGGAUGGAAGCUACUCCCAUGCCUGAUGCUACAGCAGAGUCAGCUGUCUACGCUUUCCUGUCUGGUUGGGUCUCCCGUUUCGGUCCUCACAUGACUAUCAUCACUGACCAAGGAUUCCAGUUCGAGUCACAACUCUGGCAUAAUCUCCUGCAGUUCCACGGCACUACCAGGCACCGCACUACAACUUAUCAUCCUCAGUCCAACAGCAUGGAAGAGCGGUUUCAUUGUCAGCUGAAGGACACCAUCAGGGAUCCUGCACCUGGCCCUGUGGACCCAAACAUCCCACCCAGCGCCCCCGAGGACUUUGCAGCUGCUACGAGAGAAGCACCACAUUGCUCGCCUGUUCCUCCCGCCACCCAACCUUCCCAUAUCUACAACCCUCCUUCUCCAGAUGCUUUUCCUCGUGCUUCUCCCACAGAUUAUGUGCCAUUCGACGGAGUUGUCACUCGUAGCGGCCGAGUGGUUCACGCCCCUGCCUGCUAUGCCUCGCACAUACAGGAAAAGUGCAGAGAAGAGCGUUGUAACCAGUAUAUGGUCUUCAUCGACCUAACGAUGGCCUUCGAUUCAGUCAACAAGAAAGCCUUCUGGCGAGCCCUCAGUUGUUUUGGCUGCCCGCCAAAUUCAUCGCCAUUGAUUUUUAAAGAAUUUAUAUUUGUUGUUGCAGGAUGCUGGGUGUCCGUGCUACCGCUCUCCUGCGCCCAGGCACGUAAGCUUGUGCCGCCACAAACGCCGCCACAGGGAGAGAAGCUGGACGCCCAACAUUCCAUUCUGCCUCUGGUGAGGUUUGAGUGUGUGGGUCGAGCCGGGGGCUACUAUGGAGACAUGGACUUCGGCUGUACCGUCUUCCACUACUGUGCUAAAUCCGGCCAGAGGUUCACUUUCAAAUGUACCCCAGGACUCACAUUUAAUGAGAUGACGACAACAUGCAGCGCCGGAUUCCUAGGUGACUGUACACACCCUGAAAUCGUUGGGUCGGCCGGAAACAACAAGUCUGCGAACCCGGCGCCAGUCCGGAGCUUCCAAAAAGUUCCCGUAUUCGUCAAAGAAGAUGACGACCGCCAAGAUGACCCGAGGGACUACCCCGAGCCCUUCAUUCAACACUACGACCCUGCACUUGACCUCGACUACAACUAUGAGUACUAUGACACUGACAACGCACAGUCGGUCCUGUCAGACGCACUGCCUGCAGCCUCGAACAGAAUGAGUCACAACAGCAACCACAUCAAACGUUCGUCCUCACUCUGGGACAACGACAUGGCGUCUGCACUGUCAGCCUUUGCUUCUCUAGCUAACGUACCCUACGACAACCCAGCUCCGGCUAGGGAAGACAGGGUCGAUCGCUCCGACAACUUUGGUAGAGUGGAUUAUGUGGACACCAUCGACCGGGCAUUUAUUGCUCGACCUCCACGGCGCAGAAGACCCGCUCAGAGGCAAAGCACCAGCCAUUUCUUCCAAUUGCCAUUCUUCCAAGCACGAGAAAAGAAGCCAGUGCGUGUAGUUCCUCCAAGGGGUCCAGGACAGAGAGAAAAGUUCAUUCACACACAGCAGCAGAGCCCUUACCGGCCACUACCACCAGCUGACAACUACGAAGCUUCCUCGGGUUUCCGAUCGCCACACCAGGAAUAUCAACCUGAUAGUUCUUUUGUUGCUCACCAAGAUUCUUUUAGCUCUCCUGAGGAGAGGCAAACCACACCAGACUCUUUCCGUCCCUCAUCUAUCCUGACCGAUGAUCCUGACGACUUCCAGCCCGUUACCUCAGCGUCUAAGCAGUCAUCACUACUCGAAUUGUCAGAUCUAGUUCGCCCCAACAGAGACGCCAACCAUCAGGCGGGGCACUCUUCUCUAUCUACCAGUUUCCAGUCUUUCUCCCCCUCGCCCCAACCUUUUAGCUCGGGGGGAAGGGUGCCCGUCCAGACCUCCUUUGGUUCUCACACGUCUCCCAGACACUCCCCGACGACCCCCUCAAGUUUCCUCCCUGGACCCAGCUUCCCCUCCAAUGGUAACUUCGUAUUUAAUCAACCACCUGUUCAUCCAGGAAUAUUCACCCGACCUUCCCAUCACAUACCUUCUACGUCUAGGAAUAUAUUUGGUGCACCGCCAGCCCCAAGACAACAAGUGGACAGCUUCGGUCACCAAUCAUCAUCUCAACAACCAGUACAGAGAUUCACUCACCAGCCUGCACCUAAUUCAGUGACAACCUUUGGUCACCAACCUACUCAAAGUCAUUCACCAGGAUCCUCCUCAGUGAUAAGCUUUAAUCAGCCAUCAGCUCCUCACUCUGGACAAAGCUUCAGUCAGGCAUCAGCCUCUCACCUUGGACAAAGAUUCAGUCAAUCAUCAGCUCCGCACUCCGGACAAAGCUUCGGUCAGCCAUCAGCUCUUCACUCUGGACAAAGCUUCAGUCAGCCAUCAGCUUUUCACUCUGGACAAAGCUUCAAUCAGCCAUCAGCUCCUCACUCUGGACAAGGCUUCAGUCAGUCACCAGCUCCUCACUCUGGACAAAGAUUCAAUCAUGCAUCAGUCUUUCGGCCUGGGCAAAGCUUCAGUCAAUCAUCAAAUCUACCACCUCCAGGACAAACUUUCAGACAGCCAACCUCCUCUCCAAAGCACAUAAAAAAUUUUGGACCACCAACUGUCCCUCCAACAGAUACAAACUUUGGUAGGCUAUCACCUAGUGUGAGUUUUUUCCACCCAGCGACACAGCAAAGACCAGUGCACUCCUUCGGCAAACCAACACCACUUCCUUUUAUAUCUCAAACACCUGCCCCUGUUGAAGUCCCGUCGCACUUCACUCCAGGGUUCCAGCAAGAUCACACCAUCUCACAACAUUUCCAGCAUCCUUUCCAAGACUCCACAGAGGCUCCUUCGUCGGCUGUGUCAACCUUCCCCCACACAGAGAAAACUUCAAGCAUUGAAGAAGCCUCACAAUCCCCACAAAGUUCUUCAGGUGUCAAGGACUUUCCAUUCCGAAGGACAAGUACGACAUCUGGUGUCUCUGAAAGUCCCAGUGUGGUAAAUGAUUUUGAUAGUGGAAAAACUGAGGAACAUCAGACAGAGGAAGACCCACAAACCCAACCCACUGGGCGACUUUCUUUUGAUCCAAGACCAACGAAUAGACGAAGACCAAUUGAAAAUCAGCAGAGACGACAACAGCCUGCCCGAAGAAGACCAACAAGACCACGAAGACCCACUACACAGCCACCCUUUACAGAGUCCACUCUCAUCACAGGCCUGGAAAACUCUGAAUUUAACAAGCCGUUCUUAACACCACAUGGAGUGUGGCCGGCCAUUACCAGACUUCAACCACGACCCGUUACUGAGGAGACGUCAGAAGAGCCUUUCAUCGUCACUACCCCUUUUCCCACCCCGGUAACACCAGCGUUCUCACGAGUACCAGGAUUUUCCAACCAAGAAGAGCCGGGGACAUUCCAACCACCGGCUGGUAUAUUUGACCCCACUCUUGUACCAGCACGACCCACUCACGAUCCUCAUCAUUUAGAUGAUGAUGCACAUGUUCAAGCAGACAUUCCACCUCCAAAUUUUGAUGAAAAUUUACCUUCUAUUAUCAAUGCUGUAGAGAGCUUGGAAGAGGAAACGAAUGUCAUUUUAUCCGGUGAGAGCGAUUACACUGGCGAUAGAGAAGUACUUGAGACUGUGACGGAAUCAACACCUUUAACAACAACACCAGAACCCUCGACAGAAGCUAAAAGACCGUUCACCAGACGUCGUCCUAAUAUAAGGACCCGCUUGCGUCCACGUAUCUCUUCACGAAAGACCACACCGGCCCCUGUGGCAGAUGAAGCUGAGACUCCAGCUGAAGAAGAAUAUGAUGCCUUCGAAGAUUCUCCAGAGACAGAUGAUGCCCCUGUGACCACUGAGGCACCUCAACACACGACGACACUCUCUCCCUUCAGGCAAAGACUUCAAGAUCGUCUGAAUCGACUGAAAAACAGGAGACAAAACCCCAACCGUGUGACCACAACAAAGCGGCCAGAGAGUAGUAAUGACACUCCCAAUAUCACCACCACCACGACUGCUACAGCGGCACGAAGGCGACCUUCGCGAAGACACUAUAACUUAAAUCCAGAAAGAUUUCGAAAGUACAGAAACAGAGUGAGAGGAAUAACUACGACAGCAGAAGAUUCAGGGUCAGAUGGUGAGAGCACCACAACGGAAAAACCUGCGGACGCUGACGACUCAUUUACAUCAAAUCUAAGAAGCAGGAGAAUAAACCGAUUUAGACCGAAAGCAAUUGAACCUGAAGAUGAUAACGUCCUCCAAGUAAAAGAAAUCUUGAGAAGAGAUCAAGAUGUUCAGGAGACCAUCCAAUCUGUCGUUCACAAGAAACCAAACUUUAAUCAAGAACAAUCCUCGUCGUCAGAAACAAGAACAAUCGAAGAGCAACCUGAUGAGAUAAUAGAAACAGCGGAGCAAACCUCUGUUUAUCUGCCUCAAGCUCCCCAGGAUAAUGUUGAUGACGCUGGUGAGGUGGGACAAAACACUCCUCCUGAGUCACCUGACAACAUUGAUGAAGAUGACCAAGAUUCUCUCGUCACUCCCGGGGCCGAGACACGCAGGAUGGUCAUUAAUCCUAACUUCAGAGCGCGCUUCAGAGAAUUUUUGAAAAAUAGAAAGAAUCGAUUAAGUGCUAGUUAUCGUACAACAGAAUCACCCGACACAGUAAAUGAUGAUGCUAAAGAAACCGCAGACAAUUCUGAGAAGGAAGAACAAGAACCAUCAAACCCAAUUUUCCCUGACAGAAGCCAACAAAUAGGUCAGCACAUACGAGACCUGAGGGCGAAGUUCUUAAAUAACAGACAACAAAGUGAAGAGGAGCGACUCAGUCGCAGGAUCCCAGCUAGACCAUUGAGGAAUAAAAUUUCUGGUGAGACACAAGCUGAAUUACAAGCUGAGACAGAUACAGAACCUAAGGAGGUCGCAGAGGAAGAAAAUCUUACGAGAGAAAGUCCCCUAAAUUUUGAAAAAUUGGAGACCGAUACUCAGGACACAGAAGAAAUUUAUGAGACUCCUCAGCCCAAGGGCACAGAGCCUGAAGAGUCCACAGCAUUUAAACCUAUCUUCAGCCCGUCUACAUCAGCCACUCAGCCAUCCCCGGCCCCCUUACGCCACCACCAACAAGAGCCAGACAUUAUAACAGCACCACCAUCCUCGAAGGACGGAGACGUAGUCAUGUCCUUCAAAGUGUCCGCCAAUCUCGCAGGAGACCCGGAAGAAUCUCAUGGUGAAGCACGAGAGGAGUCGGAAAGCCAAGAUUCAAAAAUUUCCCCACCGUCGGAAAUGAUCGUCCGAGAGAUUGGUAUUGAUUCUUCCUUACCACAAGACGAAGAAGAACCCAAAGUAAAGGAUUUACAAACAGACACUUUGGAGGAUGAUUCACACUCGCUACAUAUUGAAUCAAUUUCUCAUAAAUCUGCUCAAGAAGUAUCAGAAAGUCCUCAAGAAGCAGCCGAAUUACAAGAAACGCCAGUUCUCAUUUCGAUUCAGUCUCCAGCACCUGAAUCCUCGAACACGGCGGUCCCACGAUUAGACCUACAUUCCCCUGCCCCCACAAUGUCCGCGAGAGUGUCUUACGAAGACUUCGAUUCAGAUGACGCCGCUAAGCCUCCUGUUCCACGAGUUUCUAAGCCAACCUUUCAUUUGGGCUCCGCUAUUGGCCGACCCAAGAAGGUGGAGUCUUCGGCCGUCUCAGCGUCAGACUCGAGAAACGCCCUGACCCCCACGCCUUUCCCUUCCAUCACCAUGGCAACCGACCCACCACGCCUCCCAUUAGAAAUGCUAUUGCCUCUGUUUAAUAAUAGACGGUGAGAUGCGUUUAUUAUAUAUUAGUAAUACCUUUUGUAUUUUAUCAUUUAUUAUCAAUUAAGAAGGGUUUUGUAGUUAGGCUUUAACCUUCUGAGUGAUAACUAUGAGCAACUUUAAGGAAUUUAUUCUGACGAUUUUAUUGAACUGGGGGGAAAGUCUUAACAAUCAGUAGGUCAACUUAAUGUCAUAAUCAUGAUUCUAUUAGCGGAAUCUUGCAAAAUGCUUCCUUAGUAGCCAUAUAAUAAUUUACAAUACUUUAAUUAGAAUUUAUUCUAUACAG
This is a messenger RNA of Homarus americanus (American lobster), 6169 nucleotides long. RefSeq lists its product as uncharacterized. The transcript has 6 exons. The coding region runs from base 1 to 5892 and encodes 1963 amino acids. The record is from RefSeq and is a predicted model, not a curated record. Gene Ontology annotation, molecular function: chitin binding; nucleic acid binding. Lineage: Eukaryota; Metazoa; Arthropoda; Malacostraca; Decapoda; Nephropidae. Gene Ontology annotation, biological process: DNA integration. Gene Ontology annotation, cellular component: extracellular region.